AGCGGUGGGGCCGGCGGGCGCCGCAGAUCACGCAAGGCGAGGGGAGAGCUCUAGAGAGCGGCGAGCACAGGCCGGGGAUCCGAGCGCAGCCGAAAGCAGCCGGAGUCUGCGCCCCAGUUGCCAGGAUCCUUCUCCUCCGGCUCCAGCCGCUUCACCGAGAGGGCGCCCUCUCCUCCCGGGCCUGGUGGGGACUGCACUAGCCGCAGCCGACGCGGUCCGGGGCCGCGGGAUACCAAGGUGCGUCCGGAUAGCUCUGGGAAGGCGGCGUGCGCGCAGGACCCGCGACGGUGGCCUGCGGGCGGCGGUCUCCGGCGCGGCUCUGCAGGGUGCGACCCCCAGGCGCGCGGGGCGCUCGACCAUGAAGGCGCGGCCGCAGGUCUGCGAGGCGCUGCUCUUCGCCCUGGCUCUCCACACUGGCGUGUGCUAUGGCAUCAAGUGGCUGGCUCUAUCCAAGACGCCGGCAGCCCUGGCGCUCAACCAGACGCAGCACUGCAAACAGCUAGAGGGCUUGGUGUCUGCGCAGGUGCAGCUCUGCCGCAGCAACCUGGAGCUCAUGCGUACCAUCGUGCACGCUGCUCGGGAGGCCAUGAAGGCCUGCCGCAGGGCCUUCGCUGACAUGCGCUGGAACUGCUCUUCCAUCGAGCUCGCCCCCAACUACCUGCUUGACUUGGAGAGAGGUACCCGGGAAUCAGCCUUCGUGUAUGCGCUGUCGGCCGCUGCCAUCAGCCACGCCAUCGCCCGGGCCUGCACCUCUGGCGACCUGCCCGGCUGCUCCUGCGGCCCUGUCCCAGGUGAGCCACCCGGGCCUGGGAACCGCUGGGGAGGAUGUGCGGACAACCUCAGCUACGGGCUCCUCAUGGGGGCCAAGUUUUCCGAUGCUCCUAUGAAGGUGAAAAAAACAGGAUCCCAAGCCAAUAAACUGAUGCGUCUACACAACAGUGAAGUGGGGAGACAGGCUCUGCGUGCCUCCCUGGAAACGAAGUGUAAGUGCCAUGGAGUGUCUGGCUCCUGCUCCAUCCGCACCUGCUGGAAGGGGCUACAGGAGCUCUGGGAUGUGGCUGCCGACCUCAAGACCCGCUACUUGUCAGCCACCAAGGUGGUGCACCGACCCAUGGGCACCCGCAAACACUUGGUUCCCAAAGACCUGGAUAUCCGGCCUGUGAAGGACUCAGAACUGGUCUAUCUGCAGAGUUCACCUGACUUCUGUAUGAAGAAUGAGAAGGUGGGCUCCCACGGGACCCAAGACAGGCAGUGCAACAAGACCUCCAAUGGCAGCGACAGCUGCGACCUCAUGUGCUGUGGGCGCGGCUACAACCCCUACACAGACCGCGUGGUGGAGCGGUGCCACUGCAAGUACCACUGGUGUUGCUAUGUCACCUGCCGCAGGUGUGAGCGCACAGUGGAACGUUAUGUCUGCAAGUGAGGCCACGUGCUCCGCCCCUGAGUAGGGGCGCCUUUCCACUGUGGACCUGCUGAAGGGUCUGGAGACCCUGGUGGACUUCCUUACAAAUCCCAGAUGCCAGGCGUGGGAGGUGGCUUGUGCUGUGUCUUCACUUGGAAGCCACCAGAACAGGAGGCCUGGUCGCCCUGGGAAGGCUGGAGCAUCAAAGGAAACCGAUAGGAUUAAAAAUAACCUGGCAGCCUGGGCCCCUGAGUGCCCACAUGCUGCCUUCCAGCCUGCUCCAAGAAGCCAGGACAGGGAUGGGUAAGACUGUGUAUACUUGACCUUUCAAGGCCAUAAAGACCAGCCUUCUGGAAAGUUCUUCGGGACCCUGGGCCCACCACAUGGAACCACUAGCUUGGAUUGUAAAUUUUUUUUUUUCCUUUUUUUGCCCUUUUGGGAUGUGGGAGCUACAGAAAUAUUUAUAAAAUCCAGCUUUUUCUUUGGGGUG
Nannospalax galili (Upper Galilee mountains blind mole rat) is the source of this 1892-nucleotide messenger RNA. It is a transcript of the gene Wnt11, whose product is annotated as Wnt family member 11. NCBI's taxonomy places the organism in Eukaryota, Metazoa, Chordata, Mammalia, Rodentia, Spalacidae. Gene Ontology annotation, molecular function: cytokine activity; frizzled binding. Bases 359 to 1423 code for a protein of 354 amino acids. The record is from RefSeq and is a predicted model, not a curated record. Gene Ontology annotation, biological process: neuron differentiation; multicellular organism development; cell fate commitment. The transcript is spliced from 6 exons. Gene Ontology annotation, cellular component: extracellular region.